Molecule: messenger RNA, 4547 nt
Organism: Nymphaea colorata (pocket water lily)
Lineage: Eukaryota; Viridiplantae; Streptophyta; Magnoliopsida; Nymphaeales; Nymphaeaceae
Exons: 6
Coding region: 578-4213 (1211 amino acids)
Biological process (GO): cortical microtubule organization
Cellular component (GO): cortical microtubule
Source: RefSeq, a predicted model, not a curated record
CAAAAAACAGUUAAAAAAUAAAUUAGAAGAGCUCUCACUUAGCAGAGCAAACCAGAAAGGAAACCUCAGGACGAAUUGCUGAAGAAGAAAAAGGAAAAAAGAGAAAAAAAAAAGGGGAAACAAGAAUCUCUCUCUCUCUCUCUCUCUCUCUCUUUCUCCCCCCUCACCUCUCUCUCACUUGUUGGUCGUCUGAGCAGAAGAAGUCUACAGUCGAGGGGAAAUUUAUUAGAAUUGGGUUUUAUUCUUGUUAUAUUUUCUUCCCUUCUGGGUGGUCGAUCUGCUCGGAUCUGUGUGAAGGCAGCAAUGCAGAGGAUCUGAAGCGGCCAGUAGAGCUUUAAUGGCGGAAGCAGUGAGCUGGGUGAUGUGGGUCCUUUUCCUUUCUCCUUAGUUCACACUCAAAAUUUAGCAGAAUUCGCUGAUUCUUGGACGUUUCGAGGAGCUGGGGUUUGUGAGCUUUACUGGUUCGGAUAUGGGCUUCAAUUAUGGGACUGCAAAGGCGUUGGAAGAGAUUUGGGGUCGAAGAAUUUGGUUUUGAGCUGCCUUUGACUGACAGACUGGGGCUUCUGUGGCGGCGGAAAUGCCUCCUUCGCCGGCGUUGCGGUACUCGCCGUCGAGGAAGAUGGAGAGCCACAAGCGGGGCCGGAGCUUCGAAAGUGGGUUAAUGUUCAGAGAGAAGGACGACGACCUUGCACUCUUCAACGAUAUGAACUCCAGGGAGAGAGACAAUUUCUUGAUACCAUGCCGCAACGAAGAUUUUGACGACUCUAUUUCGAUGAAAUUGAAGUAUUUCUCGGACUUCAAGCUCGGUGUGACGAUUCCUGCACGGGCCGACGGCAGCGACCUUCUCAAUGCGGAUGGCGAAAAAAAUGAUUAUGAUUGGCUUCUGACUCCUCCUGAUACACCACUCUUCCCUUCCUUGGAUGAUGAAACUAUUCCACCUCCUAAUCUUUCACAAAGAGGCAGGCCACGCAGUCAGCCAAUUUCUAUAUCAAGAUCAAAUACGAUGGAGAAGAGUUACAGCAGCAGGGCUAGUAGAACUAGUGCAAGUCCUCACAGACUUAGCCCAUCACCUAGGUCAACUAGCAGCAUGGUACAGUCAAGAGGUCGACCAUCUUCUGCUCCUAACUCUAGCUUCAUUCGCCCUUCUACUCCCUCUCGAAGGCCUUCUACUCCACCAGGCAAGCCUAGCAAUCAGGCACCAAGGGCUUCAACUCCUACUUCUCGCAGAAUGAGUACUGGAUCAAGUGGUUACCCUUCCUCAUCUGGAAGAAGAGGACCUUCGCCUGUGAAGACUAAUCGUGGGAGCUCUUCUUCUCCCAAGUUAAGUGCUUGGCAGUCGAGUCUUCCAGGAUUCUCUUCUGAUGCCCCUCCAAAUCUUCGGACUUCAUUGGGAGAUCGUCCUGCAUCAUAUGUCAGAGGUUCAUCUCCUGCAUCAAGGAAUGGAAGGGAUACAAGUGGACACAGAAGGCAAUCACCAUCACCGACAGUUUCUAGAAGUUCCAGCUCGCCGCACCACCAAUAUCAUGAUCAGUUCAGCUUACACAUCAAAAGCUCUGUUGGUUCUUCUUUUGAUGAGGAAGUGGAGUCUGUGCAAUCCACACUUCCAGCCAAACCUGAAGUCUUCCCAGGAAAUUCUGGACAUUCAAAUAAAAAAGUUUUGGCAUUUCCAAAAAGAGUUUCUCAUCCCAUAUCAUCAGGCUCUGCUCCAAAACGGUCCUUUGAUUCUGCAAUGCGCCAAAUUGAUCAUCGGAAAAAUCAUCAGAACAUGUUCAGGCCAUUGCUGUCAAGUGUCCCUUCUACUUCAUUCUAUGUUGGCAAAGGAAGCACUUUCCAUCAACGCAUGGUCUCUAUGAACUCCUCUGUCACCACCAGCAGCAAUGCAAGUUCUGAACAAGGUGCUAGUGUUGUACCUGACACUGAUGGCAGUGAUCAUGAGCAUGAUGUUCUGGAUGGUGAAUGGGAAAGGGCACCAUUUUCUGAUGUGCAAGAAGAAAUGCUUUCCUAUGAAAAGGCAGAGCAAUUAGGCAAAAACAAACCUGACAUGGAGCUUCAUAUUGUUGAUUCGGAAAGGAUUGGAGAUGUUUUGUACUCAGAAGCUGAUUCUAGCAUUUUGGCAACACUUGGUGAGGCUGAGGUUUUAGCAUCUGAAAAACUCACAAACAGUGAGAUUGAUGAGCUGAAUGCUGGGGUUACUGUAUUAGAUGGAUCGAUGGCUGGUAGUUUUGGUGAUUUGGUUGCUAUUUGUUCUAAGUGUGGCAGAAAGUUCCUCAUGUUGGAGAACAUGGAUGAGAAUUUAAAUAUUUGUCAAAGCUGCAUCAAGCAAAACAAACUUCUAGCAUGUCAGUUACAAUUGCUAGCAAUGCCAAGCAAUAUAACAACUGAAGUUCAGAAUCUUCAGAUGAUUGAGAGAAACUCAGAAGCUGUCUCUUCAAAUGAUGGAAGAGAACAAAAUGAAAUGGACACUGAUGUAGAAAUUGACUUCCAAUUAUCCAACGAUCCACAAUGUAAUGAUGCCCCUGAAAAUGAUUAUGGUCAAGAAGAAAGAGAACAUGGAAGUUCUUGCCUUCUGGUUCUGGAUGAACAGAUGGAGAAUUUCGCUGUGGAUAAUUUGGAAACAAAGAGUGAAUCCAAAGAUAUAACUGAAGUACAUGAUAAUUCUGAGGAAUUGAAAUCAAUUGAGUCCAUGCAAUCUCAGGGUAAUCUCAGUGACAUUAACAAAAGCUUACCAGUUAAGGAGGGAAAUGCUCAUCCAAGCUUGACAGUUGAAGUUGCAGAGGGUGCUGGCAUUUCCUUGUUGCUCUCAAGGUCAAGCAGUGGGAAUUGGCCUGUAGUUCAUGGCAAAUCGUUGGCUGUUUCAAGUAUAACUUCUGAUAAUCCUUCUUUUUUUACAAACAGUUUAAAUGCUACGAGAGGUUUGAGCAAUGCAUCUAGCUCUUCGUCCACUGAAACUGCCUCAACAAGGCAAAUCAGUGCUCGUUUUCAGCGGCAGUCAAGUAGGAGGUCUGACUUGGAGAGCCCGAGAACUGAUACUCAUGCAGAAUUACAAUUACAACAUGUUGGACCAAUUUCUCCUAGAGGUCCUGCCAUUGCUUUAGAAGCUGAGGUCCAUUCUGUAAGUUCUAACCAAGAAAAUUUGGAGAGUUCUCUCCUAACUAUGGAGGGGGAAGUUUUGGAGGACACUACAAUGGUUCAUUGUGAAAAAAGCAUGGCAUUGGAGCAUGUACAGUCUGAAAAAGCGAGUUACUUAUCAGUUGAGGCUACUGGCCAAGAGUAUGAUCAGCUGGAUGUCAAGGAUAAACAAAUGUUGCCUGUGGAUUCAUCUACAGCGGAAACAUCCAGUGAUUUUGAUCAUGCUCAGCUUGAAAUUUCAUUUGAUACAUCAGAUGCCAAAAUUCUGGAUGAAUCAUGUAAACUUGUCAAAAACGGAAGUUUACUGGAGACUCCUGAAAUUUGCUACCCUAACUGCUCCCAGUACAUUCCAGAAAAGGAUCAAUCUUUACAGGACAUAGAAUCUGUUGGGGCCAUGGAUAGUGACACCAUUGGUAGCAAUACUGUUCAGGUUGAGGUGGUUGAUGCAGUUGCAGAAGACUGCUCAGUCAAUGUAUCAGGAGAUCAAGAAAACGGGCAUGAUAACAUCACUAGAUUACAUUCAGAUUCAGCUGUAUUGCCAUCUGCAGAAGGCAUUUUGGAUCAGGAGCCUUCUCCUUAUGCAGCUGAGGAAGCAGGUUCUUCGCGCAACAUUCCGGAACCAGAAAUUCUCCAUCAUACCCUAUGCUCCAAAGAUGAAGAGGUCACAAAGGUUGAGGGUCCAAAAGGUUGUUUGUCAAGAAACAUUACUUUGGAGGAAGCCACUGACACAGUACUGUUCUGCAGCUCGAUUGUUCAUAGUCUAGCACACAAAGCAGCAUCUAUUGCCAUGGAAAAGGAGGAGUCUUCACUUUGCCUUGAAGAUGCUAGGCCCACCGUUACCAUCUUGGGUAAUUCUGGUCUUAAGGAUGCUAGAAAACCAAGUGUUUCUUCUGGAAGGCGAACACAACGAUUACAGAGACCAAGAACAAAGCAGCGGUCACAAAAAAAUGACAGCAGUCCCUUGGUCAAAACCGAAGAAGUAAAAGUUCGGGAAACAAAAAUAGACCAUUCUACUGUACCAAACCAGCCGGACAGCAUGAAACCUCCAAAGCUUGAGUCUAAGUGCAACUGUUCAGUAAUGUAGUGCGGUGAGGAGCGGCUGUCUUUCCAUUUGAUAGAAGAGGGGCAUUCUGAGCAUGGGUGUAUUUACUUGUAAUUGUUUUUAACUUACUGGGAGUAAGGCUCCUGCAAGGCAGAUCACGAGCAAGCCCCAUGAUUUUCAUUCCUCAUCUAUUUGUUGAUGAGAGGUAGGGAACAUCAAUCGGUGUGUUGAUGGUGUAAUCAAUUGUAAAAUUUGUGGUUCUGGUUUUGAUUCGGGGAGAGAUCAACAGUCUGUCUCUGUUGCUAUUGCUUUGUUAUUUUCAUUCAUGUGAAUAGAAGAAUGUGAAUCAUGAUUUUGACGUGAUUCUUUUGCUGAA